UCUCCCUUCCGAACCCCUCUAGAUAAAUCGCCACCCCGGAGCGCCAUGCCGGGGGGUACUACCCUCGUAUCCUUAUUGGGCUUAUCCCUGGUUCGCAAUGAUCCUGAAAUUGGGCCCCCCACGGUCAACUCGCAGAGGAUGGGCGCCAGGACAACUUCAGACUUCCGCAGAUGGGCUUGGUUCCGCGCAUCUCUCAAACUUCCUGACUUCGGCCUGAGCGGGCAGAUGCUUCGUUCAGGCGCCGACGACCAGUCCCUCACUGAUCAUGGCAGUCUGGCCUCGGCACGGCUCAACAAGGCGGUCUUCCACUCGUUCAUGGCCUUCCUGGUCGGAGUCCGGAGUCCGCCAACGCUUCCUCGGCCUUGGGACACCCGAGUUCUUUCUCCAGCGACGCCUAUACCACCUCCCAACCCAAGAGCAAACAGGGACCUCUGAAUGCCAUGGGAGCGUGCCUCAAGCGUGGUAGAGGGAGCCUCGGCUCGUCGGAUGGACUGGCCUGCUCGUAGCUCAGCAACCGUGCGUCUGCCCUCAAGGUACUCCGAAGGCACCCACCGAGGAACCUUCGACCUACAUACCUGGGUUGAGCCCACGGUGGUGUGCACAGCUCAGCGGAUCGUGGUCACGCACAGCUCGGUGUGCGCAGGAUGUCGACGCCGCGGCACUCGCCGUCCCGUCGGAGGUGGCUCGGCGGUCCGCGGUAUCCCCGAUCUUCGUCGAGGUCCGGCUACGAGAACUUACGGC
Messenger RNA from Vanrija pseudolonga, 741 nucleotides. RefSeq lists its product as uncharacterized. The coding region runs from base 46 to 435 and encodes 129 amino acids. NCBI's taxonomy places the organism in Eukaryota, Fungi, Basidiomycota, Tremellomycetes, Trichosporonales, Trichosporonaceae. The record is from RefSeq and is a predicted model, not a curated record. The transcript has 4 exons.